AUUUUUGGAGAAAAGAAGCGAACCGAAACGUUGUCGUUUCCAGUGCAAUUCAAAUCGGACUCUCGGAGCACGAGGACCCGAAUUAUAUCAGAUUUAUGGCCAGAAAAGAGAUAUAGUUGGAGUCUGGAGUUUGUGUCGACGGAGAGAAAGUAGAAAAUUAGGCACACCGUUUUCCGGCGAAUUGGAUCCGUCGCCGGCAGCGAUGUGGGGGCGCCCAACUGGAAUCCCGUUUCUUUUGGCGGUUCUCGUUCUAAUUACCAUUUCUCCUUCGCGCGCAAUCUACUGCGACGAAGAUGAUUGCUACGAUCUGCUUGGGGUUUCUCAGAGUGCCAAUGCUUCCGAAAUCAAGAAAGCAUACUACAAGCUCUCUUUGAAAUAUCACCCCGACAAAAACCCUGAUCCAGAAUCGCGAAAGCUGUUUGUUAAAAUUGCCAACGCUUACGAGAUUUUGAAGGAUGAGGCCACCCGAGAACAAUAUGAUUAUGCAAUUGCACAUCCAGAGGAGGUGUUUUAUAAUACUGCACGUUACUAUCGGGCGUACUAUGGUCACAAGACGGAUCCUCGUGCUGUGUUGGUUGGCCUUCUUCUUAUUCUUUCUGGUUUUCAAUAUCUAAAUCAAUCAACAAGGUAUAAUCAGGCUGUAGCCAUGGUCAAGAAGACACCUGCAUAUAAAAAUAGACUAAGGGCAUUGGAACUUGAACGCAGUGGAGGGAUUACAAACAAGAAGAAGAGUCAGAAGAAUACAGACAAGAAAGUGGAGGAAGAUCUUAGCAAAGAGCUUGAGCUGCAGAUAUCGGGAGCUGAAAAGCCCUCUGCAUGGAAACUUGUUGGUGUCCGCUUUGUUCUUUUACCGUAUACUUUAGGCAAGCUGCUGUUGUGGUCUUGCUGUUGGGUUUGGAGAUACAAAGUGAAAAAGCACCCUUAUUCUUGGGAAGAUGCUUCUUAUUUGACACAAAGGUCCCUUGGUAUUCCUCUCGAUAGAUGGAAAAAUAUAGAUGAGGCAACAAAGGAAGAUCUUGUGCUAAGACGUUUAUGGGAGAAAACAAAUCUGGAGAGCUAUGUAGCAGAUAUGCGCAAAGAAUCAAAGCGCAGAAGAUAGCUGCUUUAGUUGCUUCAUCUGCUGCUUUUCAAGACAGGGAAAGGGAUAAGAAAUGGGAACGGGUGAGUCCUGCUCAAAGGCAUGACCAGGGUGCACUUGGGUGAUAUUAGAAUCUUGACAACAAGGCCAGCCGGGGAGUUCGGACGGAAGGAAACAAAGGAAGAUUAAAGGGAGGAGAAUAGUACAGAUGUUAAGUUUUCUUUUCUGUUUUGAUUUCAGAAAUUCUUCAAAUUGGAAGAUUUUAAAAAUGGACGAGAGAUUUCGAGCGUUAGAUGACAUGACAAUAUUCAUUUGUUCUUUUCAUAAUUUUAUGUAUAACUCAAACAUCAGUAAUCAUUGUCGUAUUUAGGAUUGUAGAUAUCAAAGAGUAUCUGGUUUUUCUGU
Abrus precatorius (Indian licorice) is the source of this 1483-nucleotide messenger RNA. Its product is annotated as dnaJ protein ERDJ7. The record is from RefSeq and is a predicted model, not a curated record. The coding region runs from base 203 to 1099 and encodes 298 amino acids. The transcript has 11 exons. Lineage: Eukaryota; Viridiplantae; Streptophyta; Magnoliopsida; Fabales; Fabaceae. Gene Ontology annotation, biological process: protein folding. Gene Ontology annotation, cellular component: endoplasmic reticulum membrane.